AUGAAGAAGGCUCCAAGGCGCUUAUCUGGAUACAACUCAUUAAAAAUUCCGCUUAAAACUGACCUAAAUGAGACGCAAGAGGUGUCUAAAGAAGAGAUUGACCAGGUAGACUCACUCAUCCAUAACCAAGGAAUUAGUUGGAAACUAAACCCCAAAGACAGGAUGGUUACUGAAAGAAGAAAAUAAAUCCCAUACCUGUAGCUCAAUGGUUCAAUAUAUGCAUAAUGACUCAUGAAGAGAUAUAGCAGAUUCUUUGCUUCAAAGAUCGUCUUCAAAAGCAGAAUGGGUCAGGAAGUUUUACCCAGGAGCCCUAGGAAAUUCAUACCAAUCUUCAAAAUAUUUCCUGAGGAAAUAUGAGCACCAAAGCGAUGACAUGGAGUUUGGAAGCAAGCCGAAAGAUAGUGAUUUGACAUAUAAUCUCUAUCUCUACAGCCAGUUAGUGAACGGAAUGGGGUUCAGCCCUGAUUUGGUCAAAAAAGUUCUUAUCUAUGAUAAAGAUAUUAUAAAUGAUGAAGUUGAGAAAGCAAUUGAUCUCAUGAUCAAGACCAAAUACGGAUGGGCCCACACCUUCAUUCCAGACAUUAACCCGAGAAGUAUCGAUGAGGGUAUGGAGAGUUUCAGUGAUGAUGCCUUUGAAAAAUGUCUUAUCUGAGGUGACUCGAGAGAAGAGCAUAGAAAAACUAUUAUCAAAUAAGGAAUUCUUCUCCCAAUCUCCAGUACUACAUUCUUUACCCUCAAUACAUGACGAACUUGAGGAAGAUAUCAAAGAAGAGGAAAGUGAACAAUCUAUAAAUCGUGACGAGCCUCAUUUUACUUGAAAUAUUUGAUAUUCAGACUACCCUCAAAGCCAGCAGUUUUCUUUAAGAUGAGGGCAUCAAUUUUGAAAGCCAUGCCUCAGCAAUAUGCUUCAAGUCAAUAUUACUGAAGGAAGAAUUGCGAAUAUCAACUGAGCGUACUACGGAUGAGAACUGCUUUAUACCGAGUCUGAUAUCAGAGCCAUCAUCCAAGAUCAAGAAGUAAUAGAGAAGUAUCUCAAGUUUAAAGAGAAUUAUGAAGUAAAUCUGGAUGCAAGUAGGCAAUGGUGCCCAGAACCCAACUGAGACUUGUGGGUGCAGGGCAGUAUUUCUGAUAGAAAAGUUACUUGAGACAACGGACAUACCUUUUGCUUUGUAUGCCAAGCACCUUGGCACUCUGGAAGUUGUAAAGAUCAACUAGAGCAUCAAUUACUUGACUAUAUCUCGGAAAAUAAAGUAGCAAAGUGCCCGAAAUGAAAGAUUAGAACUGAGAAGAACUUUGGAUGAAACCACAUGACUUGUAUCUGAGGACACCAAUGGUGAUGGAUUUGAAAAUAGAGAAUACACGCAUGAUCACUACAACAAUGAUAAUCUCUUCGGAUGUGGAGGGAUGCAAUUUACAAAUUCCUCUAACAAAUGCCAACUGAUUACAAGAAUGUUGCUGAAAUUGCACUUUAUCCUACCAUUCAUACUCUUGUUCAGACCAUACCUCACCUUGCUUCUCUUUCUGACACCAGGAGGAAGAGACAGGGAAUGGUUUCACAUCUGAUUGCUGCCUUCUCUCUGGUACUGUUGUUGAGAGGAUAGAUGACAAUGCAUUCGAGCUUUACUAUUCUCCCUAUACUGGCUCGUAUGUGUCUUCCCAAUCUCUUUUGCGUUAGGAGUCCUAUACCUGGUGUGUCUGUACCCUAUCCUCUUCUGCAUAACCUAUGCAAAGGCAUUCAGACUGGCUUUUAGAGACUGUAAGUGCUUUCAGAGAUAG
This is a messenger RNA of Moneuplotes crassus, 1776 nucleotides long. Lineage: Eukaryota; Ciliophora; Spirotrichea; Euplotida; Euplotidae. The record is from the annotation of a GenBank genome assembly.